AUGGAUCCGCAAACGAAAAGGUGUAUUUUGAUAUGUCUGCUCCUUGAUGAGGAAGAAAGUGAUCAACUCAUGGAAAUUGAGGUACUUCCUCGUGACAGAAUAAAUCCCAUCUAUCAGAAUAGAGAAAGUGAAGGGGCAUAUAAUAUUCUCAUAGAUCGACAUCUGUGGAACGAUACUACUAAAUUCAGAGAGUAUUUUAGACUAACUCCUGAACUUUUCAAUUUUGUUCUCGAUAAUAUAGCAUCAGAAAUUGCCAGUACAGUGUGCAACAGACACAAAAAGCCGAUUUCUCCCUCUGAAAAGCUUGCUCUGACCCUCAGGUACAUUUCUACUGGGGAGUCAUUGCGGUCUCUGGCUUUUGGAUAUAGGAUCAAACAUUCCUGGAUUAGCCACAUAGUCAGAGAAGUUCUUCAGGCAAUAGUACUGAAGCUGAUGCCCAUAUUCUUACCGGAACCUUCACAGGAGCUACUCGAAGAUUCUGCUGCCAAGUACCAUAGGAACUGGAAUUUCCCCAAUUGUUGCGGUGCCAUCGAUGGCAAACAUAUGAGAGUUGUAUGUCCCAAAAAAUCCGGGUCGUGCUUUUACAACUACAAGGGGUUUUUUUCAGUUGUGCUUCUGGGAAUUGUAGGCCCAGAGUACAAGUUUAUUGCAGUGGAUGUAGGGUCCUAUGGCAGAGAGGGAGAUGCAGGAAUUUUCCCUAAAUCUAAGAUGGGGCAGAAAAUCAUAAGUGGCCAAUUUCCCUUCCCGCUCCCAAGUUUUCUUCCUCAUUCAAAUAAACUACUUCCCCAUGUAUUGCUGGGAGAUUCAGCUUUUGCCUUAACUGAAACGAUGAUGAAACCCUAUCCUGUAGCUGCCGCACAAAAAAACAAGAAAAUGGCUGUGUUCAACUACAGGCUUUCGAGGGCCAGAAGAACCUCCGAGAAUGCUUUUGGCAUUCUUUGUCAAGUUUUUCGUAUUUUUUUCACCCCCAUACCGUUGAAAGUCUCAACUGCAGAUCUUUUGAUAAUGGCAUGCUGCAUACUGCAUAACAUGCUGAGGGACCACAAUAUUAAAGUACCUUGUGAUGGAGGCAAACUAAGGCUUCCAACAAAAAACAUGAAGCGAAUAGCUCCAACACAGAAUAGACGCAGCAGCUUUGCUCCCUCAAAUGUUAGGGAGGUAUUUUCCAAUUAUUUUAUGAGCAAACAUGGUCGGGUGCCCUGGCAAGAUGCCCAUGUCAAUAGAACAGGGUAA
Uloborus diversus is the source of this 1233-nucleotide messenger RNA. RefSeq lists its product as uncharacterized. The transcript has 2 exons. Bases 1 to 1233 code for a protein of 410 amino acids. NCBI's taxonomy places the organism in Eukaryota, Metazoa, Arthropoda, Arachnida, Araneae, Uloboridae. The record is from RefSeq and is a predicted model, not a curated record.